AGCACGAGGACAGAGACGGACGGAGCGCGAGACCGCGGAGGUUUCUUCUUCUUCUCACCUGGAAGGUGGUGCUGAUGGAGUUCUGCUGCGGUUCCGAUGUGGAUUCUCUGAUCUGACUGGCCGCCCGUCUCUGCGGACUCUCAUCCUCUGAUCUGAUUGGUCACCUGUUCAAACACUCAUCUGAUCUGAUUAGCUGCUUGUGCAGGCGCCCAUCCUCUGAUCUGAUUGGCUCUCCGCUCCUGCAGAGACAGAUCUCGGAUCUGAUUGGCUGUCAUGCUGCUGACGACAGCGAAGAUCUCUCUGAUGACCAAUCAGAGCGCGGUGAUGUGCGAGCUGCCGUACAACGAGGGCCGCCUGGCCCUGAUGCUGCUCUACAGCGGUGUGCUGCUUGUCGGUGUUCCUGCCAACUUGCUGACGGUGCUCCUCACCUGGCUGCAGGUGCGCAGGAAGAACGUUCUGGGCGUGUACCUGUGGGGCCUGUCGCUGUGCGAUCUGACCUACCUGUGCACCCUGCCGCUGUGGGCGGACUACGUAGGCAGAGGUCACUGCUGGCGGUGGAGUUCUGGCGCCUGCAAAGUGACAGGCUUCAUUUUCUUCACCAACAUGUACGUCAGCAUCUUCCUGCUCUGCUGCAUCUCUUGCGAUCGCUACGUUGCCGUGGCGUACAGCCUGGAGUCUCGUGGCCUGCGGAGGCAGCGGUACGCCGCGUUAGUUGCAGUCGCCAUUGUUGUGGUGGUGGCCAUCGGACAUAUCCCCGUCUUCACCAUGAAGGAGGGCGCUGCUGCCGAGGGCUUGCAGCGCUGCUUUGAGCCGAGUCAUAGAAAUGCCACGGUAACAGGCUUCAACUACGCCCGCUUCGUCAUCGGCUUCCUGCUGCCGCUGCUGCUGCUGGUGGCAACCAACCGCAGCGUUCUGGCCAACGUGCAGCGUAGCACAGGGCUGCAACGUGGCGAGAAGCGGCGCAUCCGACAGCUGGCGGUGGCAGUGGUUCUUCUGUUCCUGGUCUGCUUUGCCCCGUACCACCUGAUCCUGCUGGUCCGGGCCGUCACCUUCCACCUGCCCCAACUCGAUGACACCAUAUGCCUGUUGGAAAGGAACCUCUACACCCCCUACACCAUCUCCCUCGGCCUGUCCACCAUCAACAGCGCCGUCAACCCCAUCCUCUAUGUUCUGUCUAGCAAAAACAUCCGUAAGGACUUGCGCCGAGGACUAAAGCAGGUAUGCGGCCGGCCCUGGCUUGCAGCGCCAUCCAACAGUAGCCAGAACCAGAUCCAGCCUUCCAACAGGUCCCUCGAACUGAACGUCGGGACGGAUACCGAGCGACAAGCAGCUGGAACAGCCAACAGCAACCUGAAAGACCACAAAUCAGUGAUGUUUGAAACAGACGUACAAAUUUACAUACGUAGAGGGAGCAUAAAUGAGCUUUAAGGGCGCAUUCACACUGUAAAACGAACCCUGGUCCGCCUCCACAGAGAGUACGGUUCAUUUGGAGUAGUUAUUGGCACUCUGGUCCGAUAGAAAACCGGGGGUCUCGGUUCACUUGCAUGUGAAUCUGGUGCUAUUUGCUUGCUUACCAUCCAGGUAACCAAAGGGAGGAAGUGACUGGAUGCAUCGUAGAAACAUGCUGGAUAACUCGUUGCUUCUCCUGCUGCUCAUACAGGACAGAUUUCAGCACCAGAAUCCCUAAGACUGCAUUAACUGCUCCAGUGUUUGCAGUAAAACGGCUGUUUUAGUUAUGUCCACUCGAUGAGCCAGAUUUACCGUUCUUCUUGGUCAGUGGUUGUUCCGGGGAAUGUCGCCCCCUAGUGAGCAGUUUUUGUAACUGCGUGACGUUCAGGCAGUUUGCUCCACUUGCGUCAAGUGUGAAAGCAAAUUAAAGGAAUGUGUGAAAUUUCCUGCCCAACCGAACCGAGUUCACCGGAAUAUCCUGGUGUGAACGUAUCCUAAGACCAGGACUAACAAAUAAAGGUUUGAAUUUGAACGAAGUUAAAUAAUUUUUUCUGGACCGCUUGAUGUUUUUUAAACCUCCUGAUGUUUGUGGUUAUUUAUUCUUCAUUGUCACCAAACUGCAUAAGAUGUCUGUACGUUCGUAUUUAUCCCACAUUCAUCUGAUAACAUGUUUAAACAACUUUUAUAAUUGAUUAACUCUGAGGUGCUGCAGUAUUUUUUGCCAUUAUAUAUUUGUUUGUGUUAUUUUGUGUAAGUUUUAUUAUUAGUUUUUACUAUUUCUUAAAAAAACUAUUUUUACAUUUUGUGUUUAUUAUAUUGUAUUAUUCUCUUUUCAAAAACUAGUUAAUUUCUCCCUCGUCAUUUAUGGAAAUAAAGUUUAUGUUAUGUAGCUGUAGGGACAAAGUAAUGUGUGAAAACAUUUAAUUCUAUGUAUAUAUGUCUGUAUGGAUGUAUUUAUAUGUUUUUUAUAUAUACAUAAAACGGGAGCUGAUAUAUUGUUGCACAGUGAACAUAUGAUAUGUAUGAUCCUCUUUGGUUCAUUAAACUUCUUUUUUUUUUUUUUGGAAAAUGAAUUUGGACAUUUCCAAUAAA
Molecule: messenger RNA, 2541 nt
Organism: Melanotaenia boesemani (Boeseman's rainbowfish)
Lineage: Eukaryota; Metazoa; Chordata; Actinopteri; Atheriniformes; Melanotaeniidae
Gene: gpr132b
Product: G protein-coupled receptor 132b
Exons: 2
Coding region: 274-1428 (384 amino acids)
Biological process (GO): G1/S transition of mitotic cell cycle; negative regulation of G2/M transition of mitotic cell cycle; G protein-coupled receptor signaling pathway
Cellular component (GO): membrane
Molecular function (GO): G protein-coupled receptor activity
Source: RefSeq, a predicted model, not a curated record